CGAAAAAGAUGUACGUUAAACUUUUGAACCGAAAUAUUAUGAGCGAAUUCUCGCAAAAACAUGAUAUGAAUAAUUGAAUUGAUAAAAUACGAUUUGCUAUAAAGGACAGUAACAAUCAAGCCAACUCGCAGUUCUAAAUCAAGCUCAAUGCACUUCACACGAGUUCGCUAUUACAACAGCUCAACAUUGAACCGCUGAAAGAAACGCUUUCCCACAUUUCUUGAUUUUCUUUUCUGUCAUUUUUAAUUUCACUGAGAUUUUAUUCAGAUUUUUUACUCAUGUGCUCGAUUUAUGGCAACGUUCAAAUUUGAAAAAAUUUAAAACGAAGAGUGCAUCGUUUUUUCUUCUUUGAGAGAACAAAUCGAGUAGUGAACAAGUGCGGCUUAACAAAUAUCUUUUUGUAGCGAGAUGACUAGAUGAACUAAGAGAAGGAUAUCAGAAGAGAAAUCAUACUUGAUGAAAAAACGAUAAGAUGAAGGCCACUCAAUUCCUGGUCGUCGCGGGAGCGGUCUGUUUAGCGUUUACAGAGGGUCAUCUAACUCCGUACAGGGAAGAUACCAGCGAUGGCAAAAAUAUAAUCGAGGAUAGAGCCACAGAGGCCUAUCGUCUGCCGAAUACCCUGUCACCGGAAAAAUAUACAAUCACUUUAACGCCUUACAUUUACGAAGGAAAUUUUACUUUCGACGGAACCGUCAAUAUUGCGAUAAACGUGAUCGAGACUACGAACAACAUCUACCUGCAUGCGAAGAACUUGGUAAUCGAGUCCGUCCAGGUCACCUUGGCAAACUCCAGCAGUGUCUUAGACACCGUAGUGGUUUUGAAUAAUGCCACCGAUGUCUUGCAUAUCAUCCUUGGAAAACCCCUGGCUGCAGGUUCUACGGUGAAUCUGGAAAUCGGAUACACUGGUAUACUUGCCAUUGAUAUGACGGGGUUCUACAGAAGCUCUUACACAGAUGUCAAUGGAAAUUUGAAAUGGAUAGCCACCACACAGUUCCAACCGACUUACGCGAGGCAAGCAUUUCCGUGCUUUGAUGAACCUGCUUUCAAGGCCAAAUUUAAUAUUCGCAUCAACAGACCACAGGAUCUUCACGCCAUCAGCAACAUGCCAAUUGCAAACGAGUCAGCUCUAAGUGAUGGACGAGUCCAGGUCGUAUUUGACGAAACCCCGGUAAUGUCUACGUAUCUUGUGGCCUUUAUAGUCUCCGACUUUGAAAGUCUAACAACUCCUGCACAAAAUUUCACUGUCUGGGCCAGGCCGAACGCCAUCGAGCAGGCUCGGUAUGCCCUGAGUGUGGGUCCUCAGGUACUAGAAUACUACACCGAGAUCACUGGACACGACUACCCUCUUCCAAAAAUGGAAAUGGCUGCUCUGAGUGAUUUUGACUGGGGGGCUAUGGAAAACUGGGGUCUGGUAACUUACCGAGAAACAGCCAUGCUUUACGAUGAGAAUCAUUCCUCAGCCACUGCUAAGGCAAGGGUUGCAACGGUCGUGGCCCACGAAUUAGCUCACAUGUGGUUUGGAAAUAUAAUCACACUGGCGUGGUGGGACUACGCCUGGCUCAAUGAAGGCUUUGCCAGGAGGUUUCAAUAUCUGGCGACUGACGUGGUCGAACCGACGUGGAAAAUGCGAGAUCAGUUUUUAGUUGAACAGCAUCAAGUGGUCUUUGGGAAUGACGCUCUAGAAUCGGCUCAUGCUUUGGUUACGCCUGUAUCAACGAGCAGCCAAAUUUCAAGUCAUUUUAGCACCAUCACGUACAAUAAGGGUGCCAGUAUAAUCAGAAUGAUUGAGAAUAUCCUUGGAGAAUCAGUCUGGCACGAAGCUCUUCACGAAUAUAUCAAAGCCCACUCAUAUGGUAAUGUUGAGCCAGAUGAUCUUUGGGCUGCCAUCCAGACGCAGGUGGAUUCAUACAGGAUUAACCUGGGUGGACAGACGGCAAAGACUGUGUUCGAUACUUGGGUAUUACAAGCUGGUUACCCUGUCCUUAAUGUCAAUAUUAACAACACAACACGAGUAGCCUCGAUAUCUCAGGAGCGUUUUUUGCUCCGAAGAACGGAGAACUCUGUUUCUAAUCAGACUUGGUGGAUACCUGUAAAUUUCGUAGAAGAUGCUAGUCCAGACUUUUCCAACACAAGUGUGAACCAAUGGAUGGGUACCACGACCGCUGAUAUCCAAUUGAGUGCCAGAUUUGACAGUUGGGUUCUGUUCAACGUUCAAGAAUAUGGUUAUUACAGAGUCAAUUACGACGAUGCAUCUUGGGCAAAAAUCAUUGAAUUAUUAAACAGCGCAAACUUUGAGACAAUCCACGUCCUGAACAGAGCUCAGAUAAUCGAUGACAUUCUCAACCUUGCCAGAGCUGACUACGUGAGUUAUGAAACCGCCUUGGCGGCGACAAAAUAUUUGAAACAGGAGAAGAAUUAUAUUCCGUGGAAAUCGCUGUUCACGGGAUUAGACUACAUUAGUCGUCGACUACUUGGAAAUACUCACCUCCAAAAAUUGUAUGAGCAUCAUAUUCUCUCUCUCAUCGAAGAUAUUUACAACGAACUUGGCUUUGAUGAUAUACCUGGAGAAGAUUGGCUCAACACUCUCAAUCGUCGACAGAUUCUAGACUGGGCCUGCAACUUUGGAAAUCGGGAUUGCCAGAGCAAAGCUCUCGAAUAUUUUGCCAAAUUUAAGGCGUCUCCGUCUAAGAACACAGUUCCACCAAAUCAGCGCACUGCUGUGUACUGCACAGCUAUCAAGUAUGGGACGUCAGACGACUGGCACUUCCUUUGGAACCAAUAUGCUCUGGCGAAUGUUGCUGCGGAUAAAAUUGUCAUACUUGAAGCACUCGGAUGUUCAAGGGAUUACAAAAUUCUCUACGGUUACUUGCACUUUCUUCUUGAAGAAGAACGAGGCAUUAGACUGCAAGAUAUGUCAACGGUCUAUUCAUCUGUCUACAGUUACGGUGGACUGUUAGGAGUUGCGGCAACAUUAGACUUCAUUUCGGAUCACUAUUCAGAUAUCGAAUCCUACUAUGGCAGCCUCAGCUAUGUUCAGUCCAUUUUAUCUGGUGCAGCGUCAAGACUAUCGUCUCAAGAAUUAUUGGACAAGUACACAAGGAUCACUACUGCUCAUGCCGAUGAUUUUUCAUCAAUAUCCAACGGUUUGUCGUCCCAGCUCACACUCGCUCAAUACGAACAGAAAUGGAGCUCUGAUCACUUUGAUGAUGUAUAUAAAUGGCUUUCCAACGAACAUUCUGCCGCUAUCGACUAUCGCCUUCCGACAACGAUCUAUCCCAGUAGAUACGAAGUCCACUUGUUUCCACAUCUCGUCGAGGGCAACUUCACAUUUGACGGCACAGUGAGAAUAUUUGCAAAUGUUGUCAAACCAACAAAUGAAGUGGUACUCCAGUAUAACGAAAUCACGGUGCAUAGUCUGUCAGUUGAUGUGAGCCCAGAAACUGCUGAGAUCUUGAGCACCUCAUACGACCAGACUACCCACAAGUACACGAUUCUACUCUCAGCAAUAUUGCCAGCUGGUACUUCCAUUACCAUUCAUAUCACUUAUGUAGGUACCUUGAAUGAUGAUAUGGAGGGAUUUUAUCGAAGCUCAUAUGUCAACGAAGAUGGCGAGACAAGGUGGCUCGCUGCUACUCAGUUUGAAUCCACUUAUGCGCGACAGGCAUUCCCGUGCUUCGAUGAACCAUCUUUCAAGGCCAAAUUUAUCAUAAACUUACGGAGACCAUCAAAUUAUACGAGUGUCAGUAACAUGCCUUUAGCAAACUCAAGCGUACCACAGGAUGGUUACGUUUGGGAUACAUUUGAGGAAAGCGUCAGCAUGAGUAGUUAUUUAGUGGCCUUUCUCGUCUCCGAUUUUUCCAAAUCAACUAAUAAUACCCAAACAUUCAGCAUAUGGACAAGACCAGAGGCCGUUUCUCAAGCCGCGUACGCCCUCGAUUUUGGCCCACGAGUGCUCACAUAUUUAGAAGAUCUUUUUGGUAUUGAAUAUAAAUUACCUAAGAUGGACAUGGCGGCAAUUCCAGAUUUCUCGUCCGGUGCCAUGGAAAACUGGGGCUUAGUUACUUACAGAGAAACCGCCGUGCUUUACGACGAAACACAUUCUUCAGCAUCGGCCCAACAAAGAACAUCCCCAGUUGUUAGCCACGAGCUCUUGCACAUGUGGUUUGGAAACCUGGUCAGCCCAAAGUGGUGGAACGUUUUAUGGCUCAGCGAAGCAUUUGCCAGAUAUUAUCAGUACUUUGCCACUGCUGUGCUCGAGCCCAGUUGGAAUUUCGACCAACAAUUCGUAGUGGAUCAGCUGCAGUCUGUUUUCACGAGCGAUGCUCUCGAAUCUGCUAUUCCAAUGACAAACGACGUGUCAACCCCCUCGCAAAUUAGCAAUAAUUUCGGAUCCUUCUCUUACGCAAAGGGUGCCAGCAUCGUCCGCAUGACAGAAAAUUUUCUUGGAACCGGUAUUUUCAUUGCUGCGCUCCGGAAUUACCUAGAGGCAAGACAAUACUCAACUGCAACACAGAAAGACCUCUGGAAAGCAUUACAGGAGCAGGUUGAUCGCAGCAAUCUUCAACUCGACGGUUCGAUAGAGGACAUUCUAACGACAUGGACGGAACAGGCUGGGUAUCCGGUAAUUAAUGUAGCCUACGCUGACGGCAAUGUUACGUUCUCCCAGGAACGGUUUUUGUUGAGAAAGACAAAUACUUCGGUGACCAACAUCACGUGGUGGGUACCAAUUACGUGGACAGACAGUAGUAGGAGCAACUUCAGUGAUCGCAGCGUCAAAUAUUGGCUCAGCGAAGAAUCUGCGACCAUUCCUAUAACCGAUUAUAUCCCCGAAUGGAUUAUCUUGAACAUUCAAGAAAUCGGGUACUAUCGCGUCAAUUACGAUAAACGGAUGUGGUAUCAGAUUUUCGACCUUCUGCAAAACGAAACUUCUUCCCGGGAUAUUCAUGAAUUGAAUCGCGCCGCCAUUGUGGAUGAUUUACUCAACCUUGCAAGAGCCGGUUACGUGGAUUAUGAGACUGCACUAGAUGGAUUGCAAUUUCUUACCAAUGAAUUUGAAUACUUGCCUUGGAAGGCUGCAUUCAACGCUUUGGAAUACCUCAACCGUCGGUUUGCAGGGUAUUCCGUUGAAUCAUUGUACGAGAAUUACAUACUGGCUAUCCUCGAUAAAGUUUAUGAUUAUGUCGGCUUCGUUGAACAAGCUGAAGAUUCAAGACUCAAAAUCCUGUUACGAAACGAUGUACUCAGCUGGACAUGUAAGUUGGGGCACACCAACUGCGUAUCUCGAUCUCUCAAAUACUUCGCUGAUUGGAGAGCCAAUGAAACGACUCUAAUACCCAAAAAUAUAAGACCCGCUGUAUACUGCACCGCAAUCAGGCAUGGUACACCUGAAGAUUGGCAGUUCCUGUACAGGGAAUAUUACCGCUCUAACGUCGCUGCGGAACAAACGGUAAUCCUGGCUGCCCUUGGCUGCAGUCGAGACAAAAACGUUCUCGAAAGCUAUCUUCGUCUCGCAACGUCAGGAUUCAAUUCCUCCCGAAUCCGUCUCCAAGACAGCACGAGCGUAUUCUCAUCGGUUUACGCGUCUAGUUUACAUGGACUCAGAGUUGCACUUGAUUACGUCAUGGAGAACUACGAGACCAUGCACGAAUACUAUGGAGACUACGACAGUAUUUCUUCCAUACUGUCGGGCAUCUCUCUCCGGUUAUCAACUCCGAAACUUGUCGAGAAGUUUGAGUCUCUGAUUGAAAUUCACGGCACGAAUCUAAGUUCGAUAAAAAAUUCACUGGACUCGUACCUGACUCAAGCGAAAUGGGAGCUCAACUGGUACGGCGAAAAUGCACCAAAUAUAAUUAAAUGGCUGAAUCGAAAUUACCCAGACACGAGCGCAACGACCGACUACCGACUCCCGACCGACAUCGUACCAAAAACCUACGAACUGUGGCUCAAGCCGUGGAUCACAGUGGGCAAUUUCACAUUUGAUGGAAUCGCGGCAAUCGAGGCAAUCGUCGUUACGGCGACAAACAAGGUUGUUCUGCACAUUGACGAAAUCACCUGGACCGAUAUAAAGAUCACCAGUGACGGAACGGAACUCGACAUAGCCGAUGUCACCUACACUCCCGCUUAUCACUUCCUGGUAAUAACACUCGAUACAAACGUUACCGCCGGCUCGGCUCUUGACAUCUGGAUCGAGUACUGGGGAUUCCUGAACACUGCGAUGCGCGGAUUCUAUAGAAGUUCAUACGUCAACGAUGCAGGCGUCACCAGGUGGUUAGCCGCCACUCAUUUAGAACCAACCGGGGCUAGAAAAACGUUCCCUUGCUUCGACGAACCUGCCUUGAAAGCAAAAUUCACCAUCCAUGUAAAUAGACCGGAAGACUAUCACGUGAUCAGCAACAUGCCGUUGAAUAACUCCUCCAACGUCGAGAACGGUCGUGUAUGGGACACCUUCAAACAGUCUGUAACCAUGUCCACAUACUUGGUUGCCGUGAUUGUCUCGGACUUUGCAAACUUGACAAACGAAGAAGCCGCAUUCGGUGUAUACGCGAGACCAAAUGCGAUAAGCCAAGCAGCGUACGCGCUGUCGAUCGGUCCACCGUUGGUCGCUAAUUUGGAAGGACUACUUGAUUACGAGUACCAGUUGCCGAAACUUGAUAUGGUCGCCCUGCCAGAUUUCGUAUCCGGUGCCAUGGAAAAUUGGGGCCUUCUAACUUACAAGGAAACGCGAAUGCUGGUCGACGAAACUCACACGUCAACCGCGGACAAGCAAGUCAUCGGCAACGUUAUUUCCCACGAAAUAACGCAUCAAUGGUUCGGAAAUUUAGUCAGUCCAGAAUGGUGGAAAUACGUAUGGCUGAACGAGGGAUUCGCCAGAUACUAUCAGUAUCAGGGUAAUGCCAAUGUCGAAACUUCAUGGGGUUUGGAGUCUCAAUUCGUGGUGGAACAGCUCCAAGUAUCGUUCGCAUCUGACGGUUUAACAUCGACCCACCCGAUGUCCUCUGACGUCUGGAGUCCAACGCAAAUUCGCGGCAUUUUCGAUACCAUCUCCUACGCGAAAGCGGCGAGCGUCCUUCGUAUGAUGCAUAAAACUUUCGGUGACACCUUAUUCCACCAGGCUUUGCACAAUUAUCUCAAAGCUCGGCAAUUCAAUUUCGCAACACCUGAGCACCUCUGGGAAGCAUUCCAAGGACAAAUAAAUGCUUCAACCACGGUACUGGCCACAAGCGUUAAAUCCAUCAUGGACACAUGGACAACGCAAUCUGGUUUUCCGGUUCUUAACGUCACAAUUACUUCCGGUGUUGCAACCUUCGAUCAGGAGAGAUUCUAUUUGCGAAAUACCAAUAAUGCAAGUAAAAACCAAACCUGGUGGAUACCCAUCACGUGGGCGACGCAAAGCAGCCCCCAAUUUAACAAUACGAUUCCAAAGUACUGGUUGGGCGAAAAAUCGGGAACCUUUGCGCUGAAUGUCGAUUCCGACGAAUGGGUCAUUUUCAAUGUUCAGGAAUCUGGUUACUAUCGAGUUAACUACGACGCCGCUUCUUGGGGACGAAUCAUUGCCGCGUUGAAGGCUGAUACUCGCGAUCAAAUUCACGAACUUAAUCGUGCCGCGAUCAUGGACGACCUCUUCAACCUGGCCAGAGCAGGUUACGUCCGAUGGAAGACUGUACUCGAUGCAACGCUGUACUUGAGCAAUGAAACUAGCUACAUUCCAUGGAGAUCCACCUUCAAUGGACUAACGUAUUUGAAUCGAAGAUUUGCUGGAACGCCUUCCUAUAAUUUGUAUAAGCGACAUAUUUUGAGCAUCCUCGACACAUUGUACAACAAUCUUGGAUUCAGCGACAUCGAUGGGGAAGUUCACUACAACACUCUGUUGAGGGAAUACGUAUUACGCUGGGCUUGUAAUUUCGAACAUGAGGGGUGCAUCAGAACCUCCCAGUCUUUGUUUGCUGCGUGGAGAGCGAAUCCCACAUCUGCAAGAGUCCCGGUGAACCAAAGAAGUGCCGUCUACUGCACAGCUAUCAAACAUGGUACGUCGGAAGACUGGUAUUUCUUGUGGGAUCAAUAUAAACGGACUAACGUCGCCACGGAACAUAUCGUCAUACUAAGUGCUCUCGGUUGUUCGGAAAACACUACAAUCCUUCACGACUACCUGUACUUCGGAAUCACACCCUUCCCAGAAAGUGGGAUACGUUCGCAGGACAGUAAAACAGUCUUCUCGUCCGUAUACAGCGCAGGUUUAGUAGGAGCUGAAUAUGUCCUUGACUUCGUCGAAGAGCACUACGACGAUAUGUACGCGUAUUACGAAGAAUCCAGCAGCAUCGCAUCUAUACUGUCCGGAGCGGCUCUUCGGUUCUCGACGCAAGAACUGGUCGACAAAUUCGAAUCGGUCAUUAAUAGGAGCGCAACCAACGGCACCGGCCUAUCCGCGAUUACAUCUUCUCUCCAUUCGUACCUGAAUCUAGCAAAAUACGAAUUGAAUUGGUUCGCCGUAAAUUCUCCAGCCAUAAUAAAGUGGCUGUCCGCCAUUUACACCCUCGAUUCUGAUUACCGACUACCAACGGACAUCCUACCGGAGAGUUACGAAAUACAUCUAACGCCCAUCCUUGAAAUGGACAAUUUUGUCUUCGUAGGAGAAGUUGAGAUCGUCAUGAACGUGGUCAACGAAACUUCGGUUAUCGUUCUACACGCUGCUCACUUGACUAUCAAGAAUAUAAGCGUCUACAGCAACGCAGCUGCCUUGACAGGCUUCGUCUAUACUUGUGACUCGAUCACCCAGAAACUGACAAUCUUCUUUGGCAAUUCUUUCCCAGUUGGUACGUCGCUCAAGGUUUAUAUCGAAUAUACUGGAAUCUUGAACGACCAGAUGGAGGGAUUCUAUCGAAGUUCUUACACGGCAGCCGAUGGAACGACACACUGGAUCGCAGCCACCCAGUUUCAACCGACUCAUGCCCGAAGUGCCUUCCCCUGCUUCGACGAACCAUCGUUCAAGGCAAGAUUUACCGUCAACAUCGCGACGACGAUCGGUCAACACGCUCUCAGCAACAUGCCAUUGAGUAACACAGUAUGGAUCGAAGGUGUAAAAUGGGAAUCAUUCGAACAAACCGUGCCAAUGUCGUCGUAUCUACUUGCUUUCAUUGUCUCUGACUUUGAAUCGAUAGAAAAUGAAGCCGGAAACUUCAAAGUCUGGGCCAGACCAAACGCGGUCGCAAAUGGCGAAUACGCACUUUUCGCGGGACAAGGGGCACUGGCUUUCCUCGCUAAUUACACCGGCGUUGCUUAUCCUCUCCCAAAAAUGGACAUGGCAGCCAUCUCGGACUUUGCUGCCGGUGCUAUGGAGAACUGGGGACUCGUCACCUUCAGGGAAUACGGUUUGCUUUCGAACGUCAACGUGACAUCGGUUACGUACGAGAGAUACAUCACUACCAUCGUAUCCCACGAACUCGUGCACAUGUGGUUUGGCAAUUUGGUGACCUGUGACUGGUGGAACUUUACCUGGAUGAACGAAGGAUUCGCUCAGUAUUAUCAAUACGUUGCCGGUGAUGCGAUUGAGCCCUCAGCGAACUUGCUACAGCAAUUCGUCGUCUACGCACUUCACGAAGCUCUGGAAAGCGAUGCUUCUAAUUCGACUCAUCCGAUGAACAAUGACGUUUCGACACCUAGCGAAAUCAGUGAUGGCUUCGACACGAUCGCUUACGAGAAAUCCGCUAGUGUGAUUCGCAUGAUGCAGCACAGUUUUGGACCAACGUUAUUUGCCAACGCCCUUCACAAUUACCUUGAAGAAAAUCAGUACGGCACAACACACCCUGAUAAACUUUGGUCGGCUAUUCAAACUCAAGUCGACCUGGAAUACGUACCUGGCAAUCUGAGCCAGCCCGUGAAAACGGUAAUGGACACCUGGGCCUCACAUUCUGGAUAUCCCGUCGUAAAUGUCACCUUGACGUCCGGCGUUUUGAAACUCGCACAGGAGCGAUUUUUGCUGACCCGAUCCGCGAACUCUGCGACAAACCACACCUUCUGGAUCCCCGUGACGUACGCCACUCGGUCGAAUCCUGAUUUCCGAUCGACUUCGCCCAAGCUUUGGUUCGGCGAAAGUUCGACUACGAUUGAUCUCAAUCCCGGCGACGACUGGAUUAUACUGAACGUACAAGAAGUCGGCUUCUACCGCGUGAACUACGACACGGUUUUGUGGUCGCGAUUAAUUGAUACCCUUCGAAGCGACGCCUUCGCAACGAUUCACGAAAUCAAUCGAGCGCAAAUAAUCGAUGAUCUGUUGAAUCUGGCGCGGUCUGGAUACGUGGAUUACAGUUUGGCACUGGACGCCACUUUGUACUUGAAACGGGAAUCGAAUCAUCUUCCCUUCAGAGCCUUCUUCUCCGGGGUCGAUUAUCUUAGCCGGCGUUUCGACGGCCAGAGUAUCAAAACGCUCUUCGACAAACACGUGCUAGCGAUUAUAGAAAAUGUUUACGGGAGCAUAGGAUUGACCGACGUAGAGAACGAAGGCCAAUUGAACGAACUUAACAGACAACUGAUAGUCUUCUCCGCCUGUAAUUACGGUCAUCAAGGGUGUGUCCGACAAGCGCAAACUCUUUUUGACGCAUGGCGCGCUGACCCCGAUGUGGCAUGGAUCCCUCCAAAUAUUCGUUCGGCCGUUUACUGUACAGCCAUAAAAUACGGAGGUGACGCCGAAUGGCAAUUCUUGUGGGAUCGGUAUACAAAGACCAACUAUGGAUCCGAACAGGUAGUCAUCCUCAACGCUCUGGGCUGUUCGAGAAACGCGACUACUCUGCAAGCGUACCUGUUUUCCGCGAUACAGACCGAUCAAGGAAUCCGAAGACAGGAUUCAUCCGCAGUUUUCUCAUCCGUCUACGGCGCAGGACGAUUCGGCUUGGAACAAACCUUGGAGUUUUUGAUUAACAACUACAACGAGAUAUUCACGUACUCUGAAAGCUGGAGCGAUGUCGCGUCGGUUUUCUCAGCCGUAGCGACCAGGUUGGCAACCGAGGAACAAAUCGAGAAACUGGAAAAAUUCAUUUCCGCUAACCCAGAGCUCGCGUCGGAAGACUUGACGGGGUUGGCUUCGUACGCAACUGCAGCGAGAACAAACUUCAAGUGGUACGAAACGAAUUCCAUCGCUAUCAACGCCUGGCUAGAGAGAGAAUACGAGAUGAGCACCACGACGACGACGGGGACACCGACGACGACCCCGGAAGAUAUGGCAACGACUACCGAGGGGACGGGUGGUGGAGCCGCGACGGCGACGAUCAAUAUUUUAUUGAUCGGGAUGGUCUGCUUAUUGACUUUGUCGUUGGAUCGUUUUCCAAAUUUGUAAUAUCGAACGAAAGCGGGGCUUCCAGACUCGAAGAACGAGUUACGGAUUUUAUGUACAAAGUAUUAUAAGAUCGAAGAAGCGUGUAUUUUUCUGAUCAAGUAGGCAUGAGCCUGCAUAGCAGUAAUGAGAUACAUAUAAGUGUUAAAUUAAUCGUUGCUAAACUAAAUGUACUUAUUGACCGUUAACCAAUGUUCUGCUUACUGUAUCGAAUCAAAAAUGAAAACUUGACACAAAAUUAGCUAGGCAACGGGAUUUAUGGGAUAGACCUCAGAAUGAAAUGUGCAUCGUAUCAGCUAAUUUGUGUACAAGUGAUCAGUUUAAGAAUUGGUUAUUGUCAUGGAGCACAACAAGAUUAACGUCGGGUGUAAUUCAAGAAUUAGUAAUUCAUUGUUCCGAUGCAGAUUGGACUAUUGGAUUUCACAAAUUAGCGUGACAGCAAUACGAGGACUAUCGAAAGCUGAAGAUUAAAAUUAUUCAAUAGGACAAACCCGAUAUAAUCAGCCGUCCAGCUGAAGAGACGUCUCAUUCAAUCGUCAGGUGUUUAAACUUCGUCACUUUCAGAGAACUUUGAACAAUUCUUACAAUUAGUAUCUUCAAGUAGAAUAUUUUUACAGUUAGAGUUGAAAUGCACCCUAUAACAUACUGUAAAAAAUUAAAAUAGUGCGUUUGACGUUAGGUAUAGCUGAAUUUGUUGAUUGAAUUAAGUGAUUUGUCAAAUUAAUCAAGUUGCCGCUAGUUCGGUACUUGGAAUAGCUAAUAAAUUUGAUUAUCUCGAUUACUUUCGGUUGUAAUUCAGUUUCAGAGUGUCAGAAUGAUGUUUUGAUGCUGAAAAAAUACAGAAGAAUACUACACAGUUCAA
Molecule: messenger RNA, 12185 nt
Organism: Athalia rosae (coleseed sawfly)
Lineage: Eukaryota; Metazoa; Arthropoda; Insecta; Hymenoptera; Athaliidae
Exons: 37
Coding region: 473-11326 (3617 amino acids)
Biological process (GO): peptide catabolic process; proteolysis
Cellular component (GO): cytoplasm
Molecular function (GO): zinc ion binding; peptide binding; metalloaminopeptidase activity
Source: RefSeq, a predicted model, not a curated record